Molecule: messenger RNA, 582 nt
Organism: Melitaea cinxia (Glanville fritillary)
Lineage: Eukaryota; Metazoa; Arthropoda; Insecta; Lepidoptera; Nymphalidae
Gene: Svip
Exons: 3
Coding region: 154-393 (79 amino acids)
Biological process (GO): negative regulation of retrograde protein transport, ER to cytosol; negative regulation of VCP-NPL4-UFD1 AAA ATPase complex assembly; positive regulation of autophagy
Cellular component (GO): endoplasmic reticulum membrane
Source: RefSeq, a predicted model, not a curated record
UAAAUGGUUCAUUUAAAAAUAGUUUUGAACGCUAAUAUAAAUGUCAAUUGUUGUCAUUUUGUCAAUAAUGCACUGUAUAAGUGUAUAGUUGAUAAUACUGAAAUGUGCAAUCUCUUCUAGCGAAAUUAAGUUUUUCAUUAAAAAAUCUUAAGAAUGGGAAUAUUCACGUCCUGUUGUAGACCCUCAGCCACGGAUGUGUUGACUCCAGACGCUGAGACCAGACGUAGGCAGCAAGUAGAAGCAGCGGAGAGGCGUCGUGCUGAAGAAGCGGCCCGAGGUGUUAAAGACCCGGAGAAGGUGAGACGCAUGCAGCAGCGGGCUGAGGAAAUGGAGAAGAGAGAACAGGAGCUCCGGAAGGAGGGGGGCGCUAAUUUAAAGUGGACGGCCGACUGAGAAAAGGAGACAAGUGGAAGCACUGAAGCUUCCACUAGUAAUACAAGUAAAUACAAGUACAAGAAUUGAUUUGUCAAUAAAAGCUUUUUAUAUUGCGCUUUGUUAUGAAAAACAAGUCCUAAUUUUUUAACAAAGUUUGCAUUCUUUAUUUCAACAGAUCUAUAUUAAGGGUCUUCUUGUAAUUUAUAA